AUGCUUCGCGGCCUCGUGCUCUCGCCGCAAGAGAUGCACCCGCUCCGCGUCAAAUUCUCGUCAAUGUGCCGGAAACAGGGAAAGAAUUCGAUGUCGUGCGCGGUCCUCCGUGAACUACUAUCGUUGCCCGCCGACGCGAAGCUCAUCACGGCACGUCCUCCGUUCGAUAAACCUCUUCUGGUGCUCGCGCUCGCCAAACAACUCUACCAGGACAACGAUAAGGCGGCGGCGAUCGGGGCACUGACGGAACUGGCGAACCACUGGGACAAACGCGUCAACCCGAUUCCUCAGGUGUCCGGAAAAGAGCUCGUGCCGCCGGCGACGAAAGAGCCCGCGCGGAUUUGCGCAAAAGUGCUGCUCAAACUCGGCGAGUGGACAGAGGUGAUGACGAAGAAUGCGACAGUUGGAGCGGUACGUUUUGCUCAACAAUUUCUCUUACUUCUGGACACAGGCCGGCACAGUCUACGGGGGACUGGAGAUUGUGAAGCUGCUUACGUAUAGCGUGGCUCAUUUUCAAAAACAGAAUACACUUUUCAAUGUAUCAAUUGUAUGCUGCUGUUCAAAAUGAGCCAGGUUACAUAAGGCUUCUGGAAGAAAUUACAGCUUCACAAUUUUUUAAAUAAUUUUUUUCAGGCAGUCGGUGAGAUGUCUUUUGUACGACAACAGAUUUCGCCGCUUCUUCGUACCAAGGUAAAUGCUUUUCGUAAAUUUUCUAAAAAUCCACAUUUUCAGGAGCAGCGUACUCCGGAGACGGUCGCCUUCGAAAACACCAUCAGAUACUAUCAGCAGGCGGCGAAAUUCGAUCCGGCGUGGCACAAAGUCUGGCACAAAAUGGCCUCCACCCAUUUCUACGCGGUUAUGAGGGAACGCCCGAGCAAGUAUGUCACUGCAAUUUAAAACAUUGUUUUUUCUCUUACAAAGAAGUUAUAGGCAGCAAUUGGACCCGGAAAACUCGUUCAACACCACGCAGAGAUUCACCAAGUAUGUGGAUGUUUUGAACAAUUUGAAAAAGAAAGAUGCCUUCAGAGCCGCCAAACAGAAAUUGCUGACUCCGACACCGGCUCCGCCCCCUCCGGCUCCUCCGGCUCAAACUUCGCCGCAUCCGGCUCCGUUCCACACGGAAGCCGGCGGAAUUCCGACCGGAAAUCAACUGACGGGUACGUUUUAAAGUUUGUUUCAAAUUUCUAUAUGAUUUAUGUCAAAACAUUCUCAAAAUCUGAAACGUCUCAAAAGUGCACCAAAAACGGCCCUGGAAGUGUUUACAGACUUUGCGGUUCCGCCGCCGCUGGGCUCCCUCGUCGGGCUCCCGUCCGUGCCCGCCCACCUGCUCUCCUCGGGAUCCUCGGGCCAGCAGAGUCCGCCGUUCGCCCAGUCGAAUUCCAACGGCACCGCCUAUCUGGAGCACGCGAAGGAGGCGGUCGUCUGUUUCACGAAGGCACUGAUGAGCUCGCCGGGAUCUCGGCUCGAAGACACGCUCCGACUGCUCCAAUUGUGGUUCGACUACGGGGACCACGAUUCGGUGUACUACGCGUUGACCGACAAUAUCUUUGAUUUGCCCGUCACCACUUGGUUGGAGGUGAGAGAUUGGAAAACAUUUUAGGCAUUUUCAAAAUAGUUCUUCCUUGCAACGUGUUAGAUAAUCACGAUUACUGUUUUUUAAAUUUUUAAAAAUAAGGUGUUCUUGCAACAUUGCUCCUUAAAUAGUUCAAGAAUGCCAAAAUCGUUAUCUUCUUAAAUGUUCCUCGAAUUCAGGUGAUCCCGCAGCUGAUGGCCCGUCUGGAUCUGCCGGACAAUCAGCGGGCGGUGCAGCUGAUCGUUCGCGUGCUCGGCGAAAUUGCGAAACACCGUCCGCAGGCGGUCAUUUACGCGCUGACGGUUGCCUCGAAGAGUUCCGACAAACACAGGAGCAGGAAUGCGUGCGUCGUAAUCGAGAAAAUGAAGGAAUACCAUCGGACACUCGUCGACGAGGUAUUCCUUUUCAGGUUUAUUAGCAGAGGGGGCUUUUCGAAUUCCUGUCAAGGCCUGCACGUUUUCCCCACUUUUUAGAAUAUGAUCGGACUGAAUUGAAGUAUUUUAAGUCCAAGUUUUAGACCGAUCCCUUCAGAGACCCAAAAGGCCGGAUUUUUAAAAUUACCGCCUUUUAGGCCUCUGAUACACAUAAAUCGGGACCAGAUGGUCCGAUCGGUCUGAAACUUGGACACAAAAUACUUCUAUCCAAUUAUUAGUAGGCUGUUAAGUCUGAGUCUGAACGAAUUAUUGGUACAGUAAAAAAGGCAAGGAAUUGAGAAAAAAGACAAAUGUUAAGUGCCGCCUGGUGACGGAGGAGCUCGUGCGUUGCGCAAUUCUGUGGCACGAGCAGUGGCACGACGCGCUCGACGACGCGAGCAGAGUCUACUUCCACGUGAGUCCACCCUUUCCUGAACUAGCAUUAAGGACAUUUUGAUGAUUUGCCGAUCUUUAAAAGUUGCCGCAAUGACUCGUACCCAAAAUACGGUCGAAAAAUUCAAUGAAACGUGUCAGAGACGGCUGCAGGACAACAACGUGCAGGCAAUGUUCGCCGCGCUUCGCGACAUGAACGAAUCGAUGCAGAAGGGCUCGCCGACGACGAUGAAGGAGCUCUCGUUCCACCAGACGUACAUGAGCGAGCUCAAGGAGGCCGGCCAGUACGUGCUCGCCUUCGAAAAGAGCGGAAACGUCAAGGACCUCAACCAGGCGUGGGAGAUCUAUUGUGCGGUACGCAUCUUCUUUUUUGCUGCUGCUGCCGCUGCUGCUGAAAACGGCUCUCCCAUAAAAACAUUAAUCAAUAAUGUUUUGCAGGUGUUCAAAAAACUGCGCGACCAACUGGCCACACUGAAUUCGCUCGAUUUGAUGUACGUUUCGCCGAAUUUGGUCAGCGCGAAAGACUUGGAAUUGGCGGUGCCGGGCACUUAUGACCCGUCGGCGCCCGUCGUCUCCAUCUCCAGUUUCUGCUCCAAAAUGAGCGUGAGUUUCAUUUUUUUCCCUAACAAAACUGCUAAAAGACACGUUUAGGUGAUCACGAGUAAGCAGCGGCCACGCAAAAUGGUGAUCCGCGGCUCGAACGGUCUCGAAUACCAAUUUUUGCUGAAAGGACACGAGGAUCCGCGACAGGACGAACGAGUUAUGCAACUGUUCGGACUGGUCAACACCCUGCUCUCGAAUAAUUCGGAGACUUGCCGCAGAAAUUUGGCCAUUCAGGUUUGUUCGCUUUCUUUUAUUAUCAAUUCAACUUCUUCUCAUUUUUAGCGCUACUCUAUCGUGGCGCUGAGCAAGGAUUCGGGGCUGAUCGGAUGGGUGCCGAACUGCGAUACACUGCACACGCUCGUCAAGGAGUACCGAGAGAAAAAGGCGAAAAUUCCGUUGUCGUUGGAGCACAAGACACUGCAGAAACUCGCGAUGGACACGGAACACCUGACCGCAAUGCAGAAGGUGAGUAAUCAAUUUUGUUUGAGAAAAUGAUGGGAAAAAAAAUCUGAGGGCGAGAGAAAAACCAUUUGGGCGGUAGAACACAGUUAAAGACGCAUAGCAUGACAUUUAUUUCCACGCGCCUUUAACUUUUUCGUCGGCGGCGCCUCUCUCUCUUCUACCGCGCAAAUGGUAUUUCUCUCGCCCCCCGUAGUUUUUUAUCCGUUUCAUUCGGUAAUCCGCCCAGGCCUGCGUGAGCUGGAAACCCCAAUGCGAUUUCAAUUUCAGCUGCAACUGUUCGAGUGUGCCCUUUCGGCGACGCAAGGAGAGGAUCUGCGGAAGGUGCUGUGGCUGAAGAGUCCCAGUUCGGAAGUUUGGUUCGAUCGACGCACGAACUACACGCGGUCCGUGGCCUGCAUGUCGAUGGUCGGCUACAUUCUCGGACUCGGAGACAGGUAACCGCUCGAGUUGUAGAAUACAUUGACACGGUUGCUAUUUGGGCGGUGAUGUGUUUGCAGACUCGGAUUGUCAACUGUAACCGCCAAAUUACCACUUUAGCUGAAGGUUACUAUUGACAGCAAGAGUCUGCAAAAACCAUGCUGCAAUGUAGAAAUAAUACAUUGAGAAAGACGAGAACUCUUCAUCUUCUCCGAAAUAUGACAAAUUUGCAGACACCCGUCGAAUCUGAUGCUCGACCGUUUGACCGGCAAAAUUGUGCACAUUGACUUUGGAGACUGUUUCGAAGUGGCGAUGCUCCGCGAGAAAUUCCCCGAAAAAGUGCCGUUCCGACUCACGCGGAUGCUCAUUAACGUGCGUUUUGAGAUCACUCGCUCAUUUGUAUGUCUGUGUUUGCAGGCGAUGGAAAUCACGGGACUGGAGGGUGUGUACCGGUACACGGCGGAAAGAGUGCUCAAAGUGCUGCGUACAAACCAGGAGUCCCUACUGGCGGUGCUCGAGGCGUUCGUCUACGAUCCGGUCAUCAAUUGGCGCGUCAUCGAGGGACUCAAAAAGGAUCCAAAGUCGAAGAAGGAGCAGCCGCGAAAUGCGAGCACCGUGCAGAGACCCUCCAGUAACACCACCGACGUCAUCAUGGACACGAUCAAGAGAAAACUUGCCGGUUUGUGAAGAGAAUGGAGAAAUAUGGAGAGAGAGAGAGAGAUUUCGUGCAUUUCAAACAAAAGUUUCCAGACGACGAAAAGAUACAAUGGCAUACUGUAGAUUGUUGUUGUUGUUGUUCCAAUUGCUCAGCUUAAAAACAUCGUGUUAUUUGCAGGAACCGAAUUCUGCGACCAAUACGGCUCGUCGGCGUCGGUGACGGAGCAACUGGAGACGUUGAUCGAGAUGGCGACGAGCCACGAGAAUCUGUGCCAGAGCUACAUUGGCUGGUGUCCGUUCUGGUGA
This is a messenger RNA of Caenorhabditis sp. 36 PRJEB53466, 4824 nucleotides long. NCBI's taxonomy places the organism in Eukaryota, Metazoa, Nematoda, Chromadorea, Rhabditida, Rhabditidae. The record is from the annotation of a GenBank genome assembly.